AUGCGUCUCGGCUCCAACAGUUACGAUGUGCAACGGACGGAGGCCAUCGGUCAGGUGUCCGUGAAGUCUCCGCCUCCGAAUCACAUCACCUGCACCGUCUCAUUCUUGGAUAGCACUUCGUACCACUUUGAAAUUGAGGUGAGUCACGGGCGAAGUUGUUAUUGUCAACAUCCUGCUUUUUCCAGAAAAACUCUCUCGGAAUAGUCCUUUUGGAGAAGGUUUUCACCUAUUUAGAGAUCAUUGAAAAAGACUUCUUCGGAUUGGUUUUCAUCGCCGUCGACAGUUCCAGUCAACAACAGAAAGUGAGUCCAACAAAUACAGUACGUUCCAAAGGCUUUUUCACUUCAGAAAUGGCUGGACCCGUCGAAAUGUCUGCGGAAACAGAUGGUCUGUCCCCCUUAUCACCUGUUUUUUCGCGUCAAAUUCUACGUCCGCGAUCCGAAUCGUCUGAGGGACGAGUUCACGAGAUUCCAGUUCUAUCAACAGGUUCGGUUGAAUCUCGAGGAAGGACGGCUGCCGUGCAAUGAGGGAUCUCUGGCUCUUCUCGCCAGUUAUGUCGUCCAAUGUAAUCAUUCAACUUUUUAUAUAGACUUCCACGAGCCACAUUUGCAGCCGAGGUCGGUGAUUUCGAAGAGAAAACACAUGGAUUAACGAGGACUUGUCUCUGCUAUAAAAUCCAGUUUGCCACGUUGCCAGAUGACUUUUCGGAUCGGGUCGCAGAACUUCAUCAACUUCACGUGUAAGUUUUUAUUUUCUUAAAAGAAACAUUUUGAAUCCAAACCGAGCCACACUUUCAGUGGCCAAACGCCGGAUAUUGCCGAGCAAAACUUCCUCGAUCACGCUCGACGGUUAGAAAUGUACGGAAUGGACGUGUACGACGGACGAGACGCCAAUCAUCUUCCGAUUGAGAUCGGCGUCGGCGCGGUCGGCAUAAAAGUGUUUCACGACGGAAUGAAGAUGAAUGAAUACGUCUGGGCGAGGAUUCGGAAGCUCAGUUUCAAGAAAAAACAGUUUCAAGUGCUCGUUGCGAAUGAGGACGGACCGGUGAGCAAUUGGAAGUGGCUUUUAUUGCCACAUUCUCGAAUCCCAACUUUCAAGAAUGUAUAUAUGUAACAGCGCGCAGCACGGUGAUUUUUUUUCUGGGGGGCGCAGUGGAGAGAGGAAGAAAGUUCGACUGCUCGUGCGUUCUUUUUGCGUCUCUUUGUUAGUUUACAUCAUAAUGAACACAUUCCCAAAAAAUCAAGUGAAAUGAAUCAGUAUUCAUCCGACGGCACGCAUCUGAAGUCCCAGAACAGCCAAAGAGCGCGCGGGCGGCUCUCCAAGCCUUCUUCUGUGCGCCAAAACUUCAGAUGCGUGCCGUCGGACGAAUACUUAUUCAUUUCACUUGAUUUUUUGGGAAUAAGUUCAUUGUGAUGUAAACUAACAAAGAGACACAAAAAGCACGCACGAGCAGCCAUUUUUUCCAAAAAAGCUAUUUUCCAGUGACCUAUAGACAUUUUUGCGAGUUUCUUGUUGCUCUUUCUUAGUUUUGCUCAUAAUGAACGCAUUAACUAUGACAAUUGAUAAGAUUAAUCAGUAUUUCUGCGGCGCCGCGCAUCUAAAGUCCCUGGAACGGCGCUAAAUUGCUAACAGCGAAAGCUUUCCAUAACUGAAUUUCCUAGGCCACGACCAUGACGUUGACUGACACAACGAAGAGCUCCCUCGUCCCUUAUCGUUCUCACAGUCAAAUUUUGCAGAACGAAACAAUAAUGAUCUUCAACAUUCUCUCGUCGAAAACGUGUAAACUUCUCUGGAAAUGUUGCAUUGAACAACACACGUUCUUCCGUUUGAAAACACCGCCGAAGACUCCGAACCGGAAAGUGUUCAACUUCGGAUCAAAGUUUCGGUACAGCGGCCGCACGGAAUAUCAGACAUUGGAAGAGAAUGAGCACAGAAAAACAGCGGGACACAGAAAUUUCCAUCGGUGAGUCACAAUUUGCUAUGACGAGGCGAGAGAGUGCAUGUUGUUCGUAUACGAGUUAUAACUCAAUUAUCAUGAGGAUAUUUGUGGCGGACCACCCAGUUCGUUAUUUCGUUAGUGCUAUUUAAAGGGCGACGGAAAAGAAUGCAGCUCUAACAAUAUCCCUGUAAAAAUUACUUCCGCAAGCAUGGAAUUCUUGCGCCGAAUUUCUUGGGUUUUUUGGAAAUCUCGAAGCAGUUGAUGCUCUUCUCGAACAUUCCAUUACUUGCAGCUCUCUGUCGAAGAACUCGUUCCUCCGCUCGACGUUCUCCGGCAACACGCAGUCCAUAGACUCCUCCCGCUACACGAACACCACCACAACCGACUCCCCGGAACUUCCGUCCAGGUACGUUCCUUUCCUAUCCCUCGCCAUUCACUGCAUGCCUCGUUCACUCAGUGGUCAGCUGUUGGCACAUCGUCUGUUGAGUGCCGCCCGUCACGACACCGACUCUUCGGAAGCACUCGGCUACGCUUCGGACGGCGCCGUCGCCUGUGCCCCCCUCACCACCCCACUCUCACCACGUCGCACUCGAGACUACGCCACCGAUAGGUACGCUUGAUCCCAAUUAGAAGAAGCAGAAGAAGAAGACGACGAAGAUGCAGAAGAUGCUGUUAGUAGUACGAGGCUUCCUCUUUGUAUCAAAUUGCUUGCUCUUCGGCUCUUAUUUGCCCUGAGCAUUUUCUCUGCUUCUCUACAAAUCUUCGUGCUCUCUGAUCAAGUAUCACCCGAAAAGAAGCACUUCCGUCCGCUUUGCCUCCUCAUUUGGCACUCUUAUCAACUGUGUCGUUCUGUUUUGACAAGUCUGUCGCUUCCAUCAAUCAAUCCUCCUCUCCUCCUUCAUCCGCCGACGUCUUCUUCUGAUAACAUUUAUCUUUCCUUUUCUUCGACUUCUUUCACAUCGACUUAUGCAACCGCAACCACAGCCACAACCAAUCAAUCGAGCGAAACUGCAGAAGUUGGUGGCAGAAAGCGGAAGGCGUCGGCGGGGAAGGAGAAGGACGAGGUGAGACUAACCACCAGCUUCACCACGGAUCCGAUCUACUAUUAUAAUGGUCGAAGAGAACAACUUGACUGGUUUCAAACGCUUUUAUUGUUCUGCCAUGGAGCGUCGUUGCUUUCUCCAAAAGUUAUUGUAUAAUCCCUCACCUCGCCAUUCUGAAAGAGUAAAGAGCAAGUGCCGCCUUCUUCCUUCUCGGUCUCCAAAUACAUAAAUACACAGACCCCCCACCCUCGGAUACACAUAAAUGGGCGCUGUUUGUCGGUGUUUCUGUCACCUUCCAACGCAGCACAAACACGGCAACCAACCCUCUUCCGCCGCUUUUUGCAUUCUCGAAUCGAACUGACCCACCCCACCUCCUCAAUUUCUUCCGCAAUGAAAUGAAAUGCUCUCGGAUCGAAUCAGUGCUCUCCGGCCGCCCCGGCACUCCCGGCUCGUUUAUUUAUCCGCCGAGCUGUCAUUAUCAACAUUUUUGCUGCCUGUCAUAUCGCCCCCUUUCGUUUUUCCUCCAUCACCGCUCGUGAACCGGAAAUCAUCCGGCUCACCGUUUCAUUUCCAUCGAAAUGCCGUCUUUUUGACUGAAAUCGCUCUGCUGUUCGUCUCCUCAUUUUCCCUUUUUGUCGAUCUUCAAACCAGUUCUCGUUCCUCACAUUGUCUACCUCAUGUCACAAGACGAACCGACCGAUGAUGAGGUCGCUAAUCAUCCAGUUCGGAACCCUUUUUGCAAAAAUUACAGUUUUGACUCAUUGACGGCUUUCGGAAUCUUCUCCAAACCAAUAUUUUGGUCAUCAGUUGCCAGCCCCACCCUCCCAUUCAUAACUCCAUUUUCGUUCAUUCCACGAACAACCAUUCUCAUUCUGAGUCAUGCCGUUUAGUCCUCAACUCAACGACAAAUAUAUAAGUAAUAAGAAGGUAGUUUGUCUCGAUUAUUAUUUAUUUUCCGUCUCUCUUCACUCAGAAGAAUGCGAAUUUUAUGUCGUCAGGUUGGGUCUCUGUUUCGUGUCACUCUUUUACUAUACCUACCAUUUUCGGCUUUUCGUUCCCUCCCUCCGACCACACCCCACAAUUAGGGGGAUUCACCUUUUUCUUCAUCUUCUUCUUCUUCGUCUUAGCAAAUGCCUUCCACUUGACAAACUCUUGCGCACUUUUCGUUUCUGACACCCAUCCAACUGGGUCACUCUCUGUUUCAAAACCCGGCCUGCCAAUUGACCUCAUAAGCGCAUUUUGAUGCUUUUCACCUCUCUUAUGACCGUUGCCUUGACGCACGGCGCCUGUGUCCACUUUACGUCAUCCGCCCCCAUCAUCAGUCGCCUUUUUUUUUGCAAGGCCAACGACCCUGAACGGCACGCGGACAAAUGGUAUGCGCGAAAACAAUUAUUUCUUUCUCUUCCUCCAUUCUGUUCUCUCUUUAAUGAAUGGUAAAAGACGUAUGGAUUUAGGUUUGCCAACUUUGGCCGUGAAAACUUUUGUGAUCAACUUGGGCUUCUAGAGGACACCUUCCGUUCUGUUAUCCUUUUCUGCGUCAUUUCUCAAAGCAUACACUCUGUGCGUCUUCUUGUAAAUUUAUAAUUCUAACAGUUCUCACUGGAUAUGAAAAGCUCUAGAAUCCACUGAUUCAUGCAAUCGAUUGAACUUUCAAACAUGGAUCAGACGCUUCGCUUCAAGAUCCCUCUAAACUCCUUAAUUUAUUUUAGUCAUUAAAGAUGUCAGAACUUUUUCAAAUGUACUAUGCAAGCCUUUUAAGUCACAAUUCCCUUCAUCCGAUCCAAACCAAUCAAUGUAUAUCAAAAUAUUCCACUGAAUUUUGAAGAUUUGCUUUCAAAGCACAAAUAUCUCACUUUAUUUCAUACAUCCGAUCCAAGCCAAUAUCCAGGAUCCGAACUAGUAAACCUAGUGUUCCACUUCCAACCUAAACAGGUCACUUCCUGUCAUUCCCUCUCGUCUUUCACUCGUUUCCUCCCGAAACCAACUGUGAUUUACAGUGCUUUCGCUUCCUUCGGAUCCUUAUCUCCUCUUUCUCAUUAUCCGCAUCUCUUACGCUCCGUUCCGCGUCCCGACUUAGUUUUCCGCACCUUCAGCCUCAGCCGACCUAAUGUCCAAAAACGAAGAAACAAGAAAAAAGAGAAGAAAGUAGCAGCAGCGACGAACGAAACAGAAAACCAUGGAAAUGCCGGCGUUCGUCGGCAAAGCGUGUCUCAAACUCAAAGGACUCUGUGUGAAUGUGUGGGCCGCCACUCUUGCCACGUGUCAAGAGCGCGAGCAUUUCGACGAAAAAGUGCCGCCGAGGGCGUUUCGGUAAGCCGUUUUUGCUUGCGAAUUGCUUCGGAUUUGGAUUUUCUUUUUGGGUGUUGAUUACAGAAGCUCUCAAAAUAGGGAAGUAUGAUUCAUCCUAACAUCAACCGAAUUAUUAGUUUACUGUAGUUGCAACCCAGAGCUCAGUGUGUAAAAAUGAGAUGUCGACCUCCGGAUCUUUGGAAUGUUGUCAACCCAACCACAACUUUCCCUUCCUAAAAAGUAGCAUCCUUCCCCUCCUCCUCCUCAUUCCACUUCUUGCUGGUCAUCCCUCGCAUGCACUUAUCCUCCCACUCCUUCUCCAUUUUCCGCUUUCUUCACGCCGUCCUUUCAAACAUGUGUAAAUGUGUCCCCCGGGGCGCCAGGCGACUCCCUCACACCGCGACGAUCGGUUGCCAUUUUUUGAUAAACGCCGCCCGCGACACGAUAGUAAAGUGCGGAAGAAGAGGAGCCCGUCGACUUCUGUGUCGCCCGGAAAUCGAAUGAGCCCGGCUCGCACCCCGGGAGCUCUUCUCAUGCGCCCGGCUGGCGAUAGCUGAACUCACGAACACCGAAAGGUGUGUAAUGUGGGAGCUCCCCUCGUGAUCCCACGGAGAGAAACAAUUGGCUCACCUCAAUUUAUGACCUCAGGAUCCAAUCAAUCCCCGCAAUCCCGCUGCUCUUGGCUUCCCGUUUCCCAGCGUGGAGUAUUCAAUUUCGUCGUAUCGCUCAGCCCCAAAAAGGCAACAUAAUCCGUGGGCUGGGGGUCCCUGGCUGGCCAAAACAGGUAAACAACGGUCUCCCUCUCUCCUGUUCGGAUCAUUAGCGUUAAGGGGACCAUUCAUUUGAAGGCGAUGCGAGCGGGAAUUGGGGGACACAUAAUUGUUUUAUGCGGGGCGGCACUGGUUCGGAGGAGAAGCCGCUCAAGAGGCAAAAAUAGCUUGUUUUGAGGGGGAACCACAAAUUGGCUUUCAAUUGAAAUUCAAGCAAAAAGUGUUCGACGAUUAGGUUGUAAUUCCGUCGAAAUGACCGACAAAGGAAAAGAGCAAAAAGUGAGGAUGAAUUGAGCUCACGGAAGGGCCCUUGCAAGAGCUCAGUGAUCUUCUCAAUCUCAACUUCCUUGAGCAGUGUCACUUUUCGUUUUGACCCUGUCUCAAAUUUCAGUGCUUCUUAAAUCGAAUUCUUCCCUUCCACUCAGGUCGCACUCGAACUUCCACUUCCAAAACAUGUUUUCUCCUUCAUGCUACCUGCAAGAAUGGCCCUUCGAACGCCCGUCGCCAUCAGUAACUGCCUAACACUAUACAAAAUUGAAAAGCAACAGCUGACGCCUUCUUCUCCUUUUCGUUUUCUCUUCCAGUGUCAAACAACAAUCAGUUUUUGUCUCCCCCUCUUCCUGCCUCUCCUCCUCCGUUUUCCUCCCUCCCGUCCAGCUUUCCCAUCUGAUUGACUGCCCUCCCUUCCACUACCACAAGCCACGCCCUCGCUUUCUCCGUCUCUUCCUCCUACGCGCUCUCUCGUCGCCCCGUCUGAUGCUUGCAACAACAUGAUGCAGCUGUAAAUUCGGAGGAGCCCAGAGAGCCGCCCCUCGGAGGGCUCAGUCUUCUCGCACACUGAUAUUCGGCGCCCAUUCUCUUGAAAAUGCUGAAAUUCGCUGUCGGUCCGUGGGUGGCCGAUAAGUACGGCACGACGAGUGUGGUACGGACCGCCAGGAACAUGCCACCUCAAGUUCGGAGGAUACGGUAGGUGUUUGUUUUGUUCUUUGGUAAGUUUUCUAACUUCUUCCUCAUAUCGUUCCAUCCUUCCUUCCAUAGAACAUUCUAGACAAGUUGACAUUUCGAAAUGCCAUUUCAGUCUUCACCAUGACUCGUUUCCCUCCUAACUGCACCGAUAAGAUAAGACUGUUGGCUGACAAACCGAGACUCUCCACUGCACAAUCAAACACUGUUCAACGUUAGGGGUUAGCUGAAAGGAUCAGAGAGUGUGCAUGUACUCGCUAAACACGGAAAAGCCCAAUUUCGAUCUUUCAGUCUUUUCCCCUCGUUUUCCGCUCACUCCCAGUAUGUACACAUGCAUAAAACAUUCCGUCUCACCCCGCACCGCAAAAAUGUAUUCGUCGCCCUUCCGUCCGGAGUGACAAACCAAAAAAGGGGGAGAAAUUGAGUCAAAGCGAACGUUACUGUAGUCGUAGUCGGAACAAUUAUACAAACGGAUUCAGGAUUGUGUUCGCAAGCGUCCGAUGGUCAAUUAUGGCAAGUAUUGACAUAUUCAUGGUUCACGACUUUUGUAUUGUAUUGUAUUCAGCAUGAACUUUACUCUGAUUGCUUACUAGCAGAGCGUUAACUUUCAAGUAAACGCAACCCGAUCCAUUCGCCAGAUCAGAUCACUUGUCAUGUGUCAUGUCAAGACGAAGUUUGACGAAGUUUCGUUCCAACUCCCGAUCAGAAACGACAACUGUACGAAUGUUUAGUUUUGUGUUUUGUGAUGACUAACUAACUGUUCGCAACACUUGGCAACGACUCGAUUUCGUCCUCAUUUCUCACAUCUCACCGAGAGCACUGCUUUCCGCGCCGCUUUCCGCGUUGCCGCCUCGGCGUAACCGUAAUUCGAUACUCUUGAAAACCGCCUGCCGGCUCGACGACAGACCGGUUAGUUCUCGAGCCAAAAGAGCACGGGAUUGACGGAGAGCGGCGAGGCGACAAAGACAGUUUUGAUACGAGAAAAUGAGAAGAGUUGGCAGUGAGCCGCCCGAGAGCACACGUGCCGAUGCCCAUUUGGCUCCCCCCAGUUCUCUUUGUGGGUCUUGCCACGAAGAUUACUGUAGUUUUGGUUCGGAUCGGUGCGAGACCAAUGCAAGUGUGAAGCGGCAUGUCCGAAACAUUCGGACGUAUUCAUUCCUGUCUCCUAUUUGUCCAAAUACUUCUUCUUCUUCUUCUUCUUCUUCUUCUUCUUCUCGCCACCAUCAUCAUCCAACGUCUUCUUCUUCCCUCUUUUGUCGUCGCCGCUUCGAUUGAAUUCGAAGCGGAGUGGAGAGGCUGUUGCCCACCACUUUUGCCUUUCAAAAGAAUACAGAUUAUACCGCCCGAGGUCUCCAUUCCACUCACCUAUACUGUACAGAAUCUAUGACCCAAAUCCCCCUUUGGAAUGAAAAAGUAAAAGUCAAAAAUGUUUUCCCAUUUUGCAGCGAGUCAUCGGCGCCGUCACUCCGUCAGCAGCGGCUCAGCAAAGAGGCGAUCUACUACGGAACGCAAGAGAGCUGCGACGAGAAGAGCUGGACGCCGAGCAUGGUGAGUUUUUGGGCGCAGCUGUGCUCGUUUUGAGGUGAUAAUGGAAUGGGUUCGGUUAGAGGUGUAAGAAUGGGAAAAAGAGGAAGAGGAAAUAACGAGCGACUAUUUCUGAACCACCAGUGUUGACAUUGUACUGAUGGGUGAGUGGUUUUCGGAAAUCAAGAGGAACAGAACACGGUUCUGACGCGCUUCGCUGGCUGACCACACCACAGAGCUCUGAUCAACUACCGGUGCGAACUUUCGGAGAGCACCGUCUUGUAGUUCAUUUAUUGUGUGUGCUAAAUGAAGUUACUGCGGAGUCCAGCAUCAAGAAAUGUGAGCACUUUUUGAUAGUAUACUAAAAAAUAUUAUCGGAUAGCGUAUUCAAGUUGUUCAAGCAAGUUUUGUUCGAUACAGCAACAAUCACCGUGAAAACUGUAAUAGUCCCAAAAUAGCAUUUACUCAAGACAAUAUACCUCAACUGCCCGUAGAGAUAUAAAUAAGUUGUCAACUGACAAAAUGUGCACAAAGUGUUUCUGAGCAAUAUUUUAGUUCACAACUUUUUGAUAUGUUCGCUGGCAGUGGAGGUACAUAGUACUUCAUGAACGAUAUUGGGGCGCCCUUAUAUUACAAUAUUCACCCUAAUCGCGCCGUGCGAUUCACAACUUUCAAGUGAUCUCGAGUUCCAAAGACGUUCAGUCAAAAUGGGGCCCCACCACUGUAAAUCGUAAUCCCUUUUUGAUAGAAAGUAUGAGCCGCGGAUUGAAAUCGAGUAACGGAUACGAGUAUUGUUGCCCUCGGCGCGCGAACACAAAUAUCAGUAGGGCGAUCGCAAAACAAGGUGGCAGUCGGCCACUUACUGCGUCGCCAAGUGUGCCGGCCGUCCUGGGGGGCUCUUCCAUGGGCUCCGUCCGGUUUAUUCCCGCCGCUGGGGGCGCCCCCUUUCCCGAUGCUCUGCGUCUCCGACUCGAGCCGAACCGACCGUCGAAUGGAUGGAUUAGAAGAGAGAGAGAGAGAAAGAGAUGGAGAGAAAGUCGUUGCGGUACGGUUGAGCAUACAUCUCGCUAGUGCGGUGAGAGUGGCGAGGCUCCCCCGCCAACCAAAAACUCUCUCUCUAUCUCUCUCUCAGAGUUUUCGGCUCCCCACCACAUUCGGCUCCUGAACCUUAUUCCCCUCCCGUCCGUCCGGAAAGUGCCAGGGCGAAUGCCCAUCGGUAACUCGGUGUCGUUUCGCGUCAAUGCGGCGCCCGGCAAAAUUGAUAUCGCCGAGACGAUCAAGCGGUUCAACAAACAGGUAACGCUCUAGGCGCAGUAGUUACUGUACUCUGUCAAGGCUGACGCUUUUGUACUGGGAUUUUGCUCGUUUUCUUUCUGCCCUAAGAACUUUUGCAAUUGAACGUAAUUUCCUUUUCCACUUUCAAUAACGUGGCACAGGUAAUCGAUAAAAAAUGUCCCGCUCAGCGCCAAAAAUGUGUCAAUUAGUUGUCUUUUGUGUGUCUCGCUCUCCACAAAAAAACGUCUUGCUCGCGCGAGAGACUCGGUAUGACGACUCUGUGCUCACAUUCACAAACACAAGAUUCUUCGAGAGCAUGUGCUCUUCUCGCUGUGCUCCUCCAUAACUCGCCCCCUCACAGUGAUAAUGAAUGAAACGCGUCGAGCAAGAAGGGAACCGUCUCUCUAUUUUUUCAGGCAUGCACCUCCACUUCGCCGGGAAUCCAUGUGAGCGCUUCGGUCCGUCCGGCCAACUCGGGCACUCCGAACGGAGCAUCUCGGAAGGCGGCAAACGGAUAUUCGGCGUACGGUUACGCCAAUACGACACAGACGCAACAGCCGACCAGCACGAACAAUGCCAACUACUCCCCCUAUCUUAGUGAGUCUUUUUAUGGUCCCCUGAAGCUCGGGAACGCAUUGAUUUAGAUGGAACGAUAUCUCGAUCUUCGGGAGCAGCAGUGGCGAAAGCAGUUGCGAAUCGAGGGCUUCCGCCGACUAGCCAACAGCCGUACAGUACCUCAAGCCCCAGGAACUCAGUUGCCAGUUACUCCUCGUUUGCAUCCGCAGGAAUCGGUGGAAGUCCGCCGAGAUCCAGAAGGUCUCCGCAGAGUAACAAAGUGAGUUUUUACCUUUCGAAAACUUGCAGAACAAUUCGCUUUCUUUCAGUCAAGCAGUCCUGUCGGCGAAGAUCAGUUGGUGACGAUCAGAAUGCGACCGGAUCGUCAUGGAAGGUUCGGGUUCAAUGUGAAAGGAGGCGCCGAUCAGAAUUACCCGGUUAUCGUGUCGCGAGUGGCUCCGGGAAGCUCAGCAGACAGAUGCCAACCUCGGCUCAACGAAGGAGAUCAAGUGUUGAUGAUCGAUGGAAAGGACGUCUCGACGAUGUCUCACGACCACGUUGUGCAGUUCAUCAGAUCAGCCAGGAACGGGGCGAACGGAGGGGAACUUCAGCUGCUGAUCAAACCGAAUGGUGAGUGAUUAUGGCUCGGAAAGGUUGGUGGGAACGGGAGAGAGAGAGAAAAGAGCAAGAGAAGGUCAAGUUUGGUUAAUCGGAAAGCGAGUCGGGUGACUCACUCGCAGCCCAAUCAAUCAUCAACCUCAAAAAGUUUCGCACAACAUUUUCAUAAUAGGAACAGACAUGUUUCUGCCGCCCAUACAAGCGGAUGAUUCAUUCAUUCUCUUUUCAUUAUUCACCACCUCGUGCCUCCGCUUUCGGCGAGUAGUACGGCCUGGUCUGCCUGUUUGCCAGUUGUUUUUAUUUAUUAGCAUUGACAUGGUUCCUCAUCAUUUUACUUAUUUCAGUGUACCGUCUCGGAGAAGAAGUCGACGAGCCCGACAGCACGAUGGUUCCGGAGCCCGCGCGAGUCGCCGACUCCGUUCCCCGAUCCGACAAGCUCUCACAAUCGCUCCGACUGCUCGCAGACGCUCUGAACUCUGGAAAGAUCGUGGAUCAGUUUGAGAUGUUAUACAGAAAAAAGCCAGGAAUGUCGAUGAACAUUUGUAGGCUCAAUGUGAACUUGAGCAAGAAUCGGUGAGCUCUUUCUCUUUCUGAAAUUUGAAGUCAACUAGAUCUUUGCAGUUACCGAGACGUGUGUCCCUAUGAUGAAACUCGAGUGGCUCUGCAAACGUCUGGAACUGGUGAUUAUAUCAAUGCCAACUAUGUCAACGUGAGUUUUGCGAUCGAGCUCACUUUUAUUCUCCUGUAUUUCAGAUGGAAAUUCCGUCGCCUGGAAUCAUAAACCGAUACAUUGCUUGCCAAGGUCCCCUGGCUCACACUUCCGCAGACUUCUGGCUGAUGGUAUGGGAGCAGUUGUGUGCCACAAUCGUGAUGCUCACGACGAUCACGGAAAGGGGGAGAGUCAAGUGUCAUCAGUACUGGCCACGACUAUACGAGAGCCAAGAGUACGGUAGACUAAUAGUCAGAUGUAUCAAAGAUCGGCAGACGACGAACUGUUGUUAUAGAGAGUUCAGUGUUAAGGAUAGAACUGUAAGUUCCACAAAAGAUUCUGGAAGAUGUAAAAGAUUCCCAUUUUCUUUUCAGACAAACGAGGAGAGGCGGGUGACUCAAAUGCAGUACAUCGCAUGGCCAGAUCACGGAGUGCCGGACGAUCCGAAGCACUUCAUUCAGUUUGUGGACGAAGUUCGGAAGGCGCGGAUGGGGUCGGUGGAUCCGAUUGUCGUGCACUGUUCGGCGGGCAUCGGAAGAACCGGAGUGCUCAUUCUGAUGGAGACGGCCGCGUGUCUUGUCGAGUCGAACGAGCCCGUCUACCCACUGGACAUUGUGAGGACGAUGAGGGAUCAGAGGGCGAUGCUCAUCCAGACACCCGUGAGUUUUCGAGCGAUUCUGAUUAUCUUCAACCUCUUUUUUUCCGUUUCCAGGGUCAGUACACAUUCGUGUGCGAGUCGAUCCUCCGAGCGUACGACGACGGAACGAUCAAACCGUUGGCCGAGUACCAGAAGCGCUGA
Molecule: messenger RNA, 12484 nt
Organism: Caenorhabditis sp. 36 PRJEB53466
Lineage: Eukaryota; Metazoa; Nematoda; Chromadorea; Rhabditida; Rhabditidae
Source: the annotation of a GenBank genome assembly